CAGACGGUCACAUCAUCACAUCAUCAUGUUAUAACUAUUGUCUUUGUCUUCUCCCAGAUACCUGUACGUACGACUGGAUGGAACCAUGUCCAUCAAGAAAAGAGCAAAAAUAGUGGAGAAAUUCAACAGUCCGUCUAAUCCAGAGUUCAUCUUCAUGCUCAGUAGCAAGGCUGGCGGAUGUGGCCUGAAUUUGAUUGGCGCCAAUCGCUUGGUGAUGUUCGAUCCCGACUGGAACCCCGCCAACGAUGAGCAGGCCAUGGCCCGGGUGUGGAGAGACGGCCAGAAAAAGACCUGCUACAUUUACAGACUGCUCUCGACGGGAACCAUCGAGGAGAAGAUCCUGCAGAGACAGGCUCAUAAAAAGGCCCUGAGCAGCUGCGUGGUGGACGAGGAGCAGGAUGUAGAGCGCCACUUCUCUCUGGGGGAACUGCGAGAACUUUUUACGCUCAACGAGGAGACGUCCAGUGACACACAUGACAAGUAAGGGUCAUGUGUUUUGGGUUUGUGACAUUUGGAGAUCAUAUAAAAGUCUAACAAACACCAUACCCAGAGAAGUUGGUACAC
This is a messenger RNA of Cynoglossus semilaevis (tongue sole), 564 nucleotides long. Its product is annotated as DNA repair and recombination protein RAD54-like. The record is from RefSeq and is a predicted model, not a curated record. Gene Ontology annotation, cellular component: nucleus. Lineage: Eukaryota; Metazoa; Chordata; Actinopteri; Pleuronectiformes; Cynoglossidae. Bases 86 to 484 code for a protein of 132 amino acids. The transcript is spliced from 3 exons. Gene Ontology annotation, molecular function: DNA translocase activity. Gene Ontology annotation, biological process: double-strand break repair via synthesis-dependent strand annealing; reciprocal meiotic recombination.